CCUGUCCCAGUAUGGUGGCUGGGUACAGCUGGGAGGAGGGAGGGCCCCUGUCCCAGUGUGGUGGCUGGGUACAGCUGGGAGGAUGGAGGGCCCCUGUCCCAGUGUGGUGGCUGGGUACAGCUGGGAGGAUGGAGGCCCCUGUCCCAGUAUGGUGGCUGGGUACAGCUGGGAGGAGGGAGGGCCCCUGUCCCAGCAUGGUGGCUGGGUACAGCUGGGAGGAUGGAGGGUCCCUGUCCCAGUAUGGUGGCUGGGUACAGCUGGGAGGAUGGAGGGCCCCUGUCCCAGAGUGGUGGCUGGGUACAGCUGGGAGGAUGGAGGGUCCCUGUCCCAGUAUGGUGGCUGGGUACAGCUGGGAGGAUGGAGGGCCCCCGUUCCAGAGUGGUGGCUGGGUACAGCUGGGAGGAUGGAGGCCCCUGUCCCAGUGUGGUGGCUGGGUCCGAGGACAGCUGGGAGCACCCGGGGUCCCGGGCGCACAGGCAAGCCGAGGCCCCAUGGGGACAAGCAGGAUAGCAGCAGGCAGGAUCCUUUCGUCGCAUUUCUGCCAUGACGUUGGAAGUCCCCACGUUGACCUGCUCCCUCCUGGGGCCCUGCAGAGGCCAGUGGGCGAGGGGACGGGUGCAGGUUUUUUACCUGGCUGCCCGAGGGCCUCGCCUGAGCCCUGCCGCUCCCCGACAGAUCACCUUCCAGGUGAAGGUCACGGCCACAGAGUGCAUCCAGGAGCAGACGUUUGUCAUCCGGCCACUGGGCUUUACGGACACGGUGACCGUGCGUGUCCUUCCCCAGUGUGAGUGCCAGUGCCGGGACCAGAGCCAGGAACGCAGCCUCUGCCAGGGCAAGGGCUCCUUGGAGUGCGGCGUCUGCAGGUGCGACGCUGGCUACAUCGGGAAAAACUGUGAGUGCCAGACGCAGGGCCGGAGCAGCCAGGAGCUGGAGGGAAGCUGCCGGAAGGACAACAGCUCCCUCGUGUGCUCGGGGCUGGGGGACUGCGUCUGCGGGCAGUGCGUGUGCCACACCAGCGACGUCCCCAACAAGCAGAUCUACGGGCGCUACUGCGAGUGUGACAAUGUCAACUGCGAGCGAUACGACAACCAGCCCUGUGGCGGCCCCAAGAGGGGCCUCUGCUUCUGUGGCAAGUGCCGCUGCCUGGAGGGCUAUGAUGGCUCCGCGUGCCAGUGCCAGCGCACCACCGAGGGCUGCCUGAACCAGCGGAAAGUGGAAUGCAGUGGCCGCGGCCGGUGCAGCUGCAACCAGUGUGUGUGCCAGAAGGGGUACCAGCCGCCCCUGUGCCUGGAGUGCCCGACCUGCACCUCGCCCUGCAGCGAUCACAGCUCCUGUGCUGAGUGCCUGCGGUUCGACAAGGGCCCCCUCGAGAAGAACUGCAGCGCGGAGUGCAGGAACCUGCGGCUGCUGGAAGUCCCUGCCCAGAGCGGCAGGACGUGCAAGGAGCGGGACUCAGAGGGCUGCUGGAUGACCUACACCCUGUGGCAGCAGGACGGGUGGGACCGCUAUGACAUCCACGUGGAGGAGAGCCGAGAGUGUGUGCAGGGCCCCAACAUCGCCACCAUCGUGGGGGGCACCGUGGCGGGCAUCGUGCUCAUUGGUGUCCUCCUGCUGGUCAUCUGGAAGGCGCUGACCCACCUGAGCGACCUCCGGGAGUACAAGCGCUUCGAGAAGGAGAAGCUGAAGUCCCAGUGGAACAACGAUAACCCCCUUUUCAAGAGCGCCACCACGACGGUCAUGAACCCCAAGUUUGCUGAGAGUUAGGAGCCCUUGGAGAAAAGAAGGCUGCCAGGGCCGGCCAGGCGGGACCCCCCCAGCUACAUCACCCCCAUCCUGCGACCGUGACGCGGCAGCACCAGUUACCCACACAUCCACUGUUGUUCCUGCCCCCGGCAUGACAGAUGUUUACACAGACUCCCCAGAAGGGACAGCACCCCCCAGCCACGGCACGGUCUCCCCAGACACGGGAGGAAGGACUGCGCGAGUCCUGUGGGGCUGGAUCCUUGGGGCCUGCGUGAGUUAGGAGAGCAGUCUGAUCACAGGUGUUAUUUAUAUUUAAAUUAUCAGGACCUAAAACCACAUCCCAUUGAUUAUACUGUUAACCAAUCAUGUGCAUACAGAAAAACAAUACACAAACAAAAAAACAAUAAAAACAACCCAAGCUGUCCACAGAA
Microcebus murinus (gray mouse lemur) is the source of this 2174-nucleotide messenger RNA. The record is from RefSeq and is a predicted model, not a curated record. Lineage: Eukaryota; Metazoa; Chordata; Mammalia; Primates; Cheirogaleidae.